This is a messenger RNA of Solanum dulcamara, 690 nucleotides long. RefSeq lists its product as uncharacterized. NCBI's taxonomy places the organism in Eukaryota, Viridiplantae, Streptophyta, Magnoliopsida, Solanales, Solanaceae. The transcript is spliced from 2 exons. Bases 1 to 690 code for a protein of 229 amino acids. The record is from RefSeq and is a predicted model, not a curated record.
AUGGCGUAUCUUUUAUUAUAUGUCGACGAUAUUAUUUUCACUGCUUCCUCUGAUGAGCUUCGCCACUCUAUCAUAUCACUUCUUAGAUCUGAAUUUGCUAUGAAGGAUUUGGGUCUGUUGAGCUAUUUCUUGGGCAUUGCUGUCACUCGUCAUACAACCGGUUUAUUUUUAUCUCAAAAGAUGUAUGCAGCUGAGAUUAUUGACCGUGCUGGCAUGUCCUCGUGUAAGCUAUCUCCUACUCCAGUUCAUACAAAGCCGAAGCUUGGGGCUACUACCAGUAUGCCAUUUGCGGACCCUUCACUUUAUUGGAGUCUUGCCGGGGCACUGCAAUACCUAACAUUCACAAGACCCCAUAUUACCUAUGUUGUGCAACAGGUGUGCUUGUUCAUGCAUGAUCUACUAGAUGAGCACAUGCACUCUCUCAAGCGUAUCGUGUGCUACUUACAAGGUACGUUGGAGUAUGGUCUUCACUUGUAUCUCUCUUCCACAACCAAUUUUGUCUCGUAUACUGAUGCUGAUUGGGGUGGGUGCCCCGACACACGGCGUUCGACGUCGGGUUAUUGUGUCUUUAUGGGUGAUAACUUGAUCUCAUGUGCCAUAUAUCUGGCUGGUAAUCCUGUUCAGCAUCAACGCACUAAGCACAUUGAGAUGGAUAUACAUUUUGUCAGGGAGAAGGUGGCUCGUGGCUAG